Molecule: messenger RNA, 1284 nt
Organism: Blumeria graminis f. sp. triticale
Lineage: Eukaryota; Fungi; Ascomycota; Leotiomycetes; Helotiales; Erysiphaceae
Source: the annotation of a GenBank genome assembly
AUGGGGAAAGGCUUCUUUGGCUAUGUCUUCUCUAGUAAGCUCAGAUCCUUACAUUUUAAUACAGUAGAAUUAUGCCUAGCUCACUUUUGCGAUACACAUGGACCGACGCCCCUGAUGGUUACUGAAGGCCUGCCUGUGGGAUGCAACUCGUGCCCUCAAAGUGAUAAUAUUUUUGUACAGCCAUCAAAAAUAGGCUCGUCUACUCUUAAUACCACCAUUGGGCCAUCCGCUUUAACCCUCUCAGCGUGCCAAAAUAAAGAUAAGGAGCAAGGUAAAAAGGUUGCAUCAGCUUUCACGCCUCCACAGAGUCCGAAGGUUACUUUACCACACGCCUCAGGCGUUAAAUCCAAUGAUCCAGGGCUCCGCUGGAGUAACAAUGAGAGUGAAAGAAAGAGGGUAUCUCCAUGCGACAAUUGUGCCCUAACGCUUCCAAAGAAAACCUUACAGGAGGCUGCGCUGGCAUCUCUUCAGAAUAAAAGUCCUAUUCUACGUACUCGCAAACUUUAUGAACGAGUACCUAUACAGAUAGUAGAUGAUCAGUCACCUUCAAAAAUGAAAGCAACCAAGCAGAUGACUACAUCUUCCAAUAAAGACACAUGUCGAGAAACAAAUAAUGUCAGUACCUCAGCAAAAAGCUACAACUUUAAUCCCUCGGUCCGCUCUCACGAUCACUAUCUCGACUACACUUCAACACAUGAGCCAUUGUUGCCAUCUACUUUCUCGAAUGUACGACAGUCAUGCCUACGAACCCUCUCUUGUGAAACGCUCCCUCCCUCAACCCAAUCCAAAAUAUCUCAUUCGGAUCCAUACAGUAGCGCAUAUUCAAACUCUAAUUUUUCAUUGACCGCAUCAGCUGGUGGACCUAUCUUCUUCGGCGAUCCACUUGCAGGCUAUACUAUCGCCUACACAUUUCGAAUUCCAGAUGCAAAUGUUCGAGGUCGUAGUCGAGUCUAUGCUUUAAUGGCACUUACUUCGAAACGAGAACACGCAGCUAUGCAAGCUUUUUCUUACCUAUCAACAGCCUUUCGAGAACUGGCUCAAUGGAUCCUCACUCUUGCUGAACUAGAGCUUGAAAGAAAUGAAGCUCUCAAGUGCCCUACGAAAAGUGGUCAGCCACUCAGUAGUUUUCUAAAUGACUGCAGAAAAGGAUUACAUGAAGGUGGAAAGUUAAUACUCAAGAAUAGAAGCUUAGCGGAGGUGGUGGGAAUGCCAGACUUUUUUAUUGAGUUACACAGUCGAUUCGUAAGACUUUUGGCCGAAAUAAGUUUUUUGACUAGAUUUUGA